AUCCCUGGUCCCCUGCACUGAACUCCUUCAACUCUCCAGUUUUUUGCUUAUGUACACUCUGUGGUUUAGAACAGUUCCGUGACGUCAGCCUAGCCCCUCCUUCUCUUCAGCGGAACCGAGAGGGAAAUGGAGGAGUAUGCACGAGAACCAUGCCCGUGGAGGAUCGUGGACGACUGUGGAGGGGCCUUCACCAUGGGCACCAUUGGAGGGGGGAUCUUCCAGGCCGUCAAAGGCUUUAGAAACUCACCAGCUGGGAUGAACCACAGAUUGCGUGGGAGCAUGACAGCCAUCAAGACCAGGGCUCCUCAGCUUGGAGGCAGUUUCGCGGUGUGGGGGGGCCUCUUCUCCAUGAUCGACUGCGGGCUGGUGAAGGUGCGGGGGAAGGAGGACCCCUGGAACUCCAUCACCAGCGGAGCCAUGACCGGGGCCAUCCUGGCCGCCAGAAAUGGGCCUGUUGCCAUGGUGGGCUCGGCGGCGAUGGGAGGAAUCCUGCUGGCCUUGAUAGAGGGAGCGGGAAUCCUGCUCACCAGAUUUGCCUCCUCGCAGUUCCCCACAGGCCCCCAGUUUCCCGAGGACCCGGCCCCGAUGCCUGCCCCCACCUUCGGAGAAUACAGACAGUAUCAGUGAGGGGAAUCCUGCCGUCCCUCUCUCCUAGGAUUUUUAAAAUACCUCCACGACCUCGCGUUUCCAGUGCCGACUCAAAUGGACGCCGGGAACUUCGGCAGAAGGAACUCUCUCCGGUGCAACCCAACUUUAAGGAUUACAUUUUUUACUUACUGUUUUUUUUUCUGAACCAUCAAUGCCAUCUGUUGAAUAGCCUUAUCUGUUGCAUGUUCUCCAGGAUCAAUUUGCAAAUGUUGGUGAUCAGUAUGAAAGAGGAAAUGAUGUCAGUUGAGUGGCAUAAAAGGGUUGUAUUGGGAUUUAAGACACAAUGGACUCUAAUCUCUAACAUGCUUCAGUGUCUUAGUGGGUUAUGUCAGCAGGCCGACUUCCACUUUUAAAUAUUUGGAAGCGUACAGAUAACCAUUUUUUAAACAGAAGAGCCUUGGGCUAUAUCAGUUUUAAUUGGUGGUUUUGUGAGCUAGCUUUGGAGUUCCAUUGCGUCCCCCUGCUCAGUGUCACUGUUACUAGGUAGUCUGGUGACCAGUGCCACUCCUGAGUCAUGUGACUAACCCCGUGGCACAAUCGACGACCUUUAGUGAAUGUGUGUAAUUAUUGUGUAUGUGUGAGAGAUCGAGUGAGUGCGUGAGUGCGUGAGUGCGUGAGUGCGUGAGUGAGUGACUGAGUGACUGAGUGACUGAGUGACUGAGUGACUGAGUGACUGAGUGACUGAGUGACUGAGUGACUGAGUGACUGAGUGACUGAGUGACUGAGAGAGAGAGUGAGCUUUUCAUUUUUGCUGAGUAUGUAUAGCAACGGAGAGAGACGCCACAAUACCUCCGCCUGACAGCGAACCUGGUCCUCGUCAUCCUGUUGAGAAGAAGGCCGGCUGUUACAGAUGAUUUAUUUAUUUAAUCUUCAUUACAGUAGCUGGUGCUCUGUGUGCGUGCGUGCGUGCGUGCGUGCGUGCAGUAGCUGCGAAUGGUGGACAUGCUUUGGGUGCGUUAUGAGGACCAUGAUGGAAGCCAGGACUGUGUGCAGAGAAGGGUCAGUGCAGCUGAGGCCAAAGGCAGUUUACUGUGCAGACCUGCGGUGUGAAUUCAGCCAUAAUGCUGGUGUUUCACUCUGGGUCUGUGCCACACGCAAGAUCUGUGUGACAGAUUGGACAACAUAAAAUAAAAAUCGAGGCACAAUGA
Messenger RNA from Anguilla rostrata (American eel), 1796 nucleotides. Its product is annotated as mitochondrial import inner membrane translocase subunit Tim17-A-like. Gene Ontology annotation, cellular component: mitochondrial inner membrane; TIM23 mitochondrial import inner membrane translocase complex. Lineage: Eukaryota; Metazoa; Chordata; Actinopteri; Anguilliformes; Anguillidae. Bases 127 to 627 code for a protein of 166 amino acids. Gene Ontology annotation, biological process: protein import into mitochondrial matrix. The transcript is spliced from 6 exons. Gene Ontology annotation, molecular function: transmembrane protein transporter activity. The record is from RefSeq and is a predicted model, not a curated record.